GCUGAGCUGAACGCAAUCAUGUCGCAUUUUUUCCUGAGAUUUUCGCCAGACUUUUGAACGGUGGGUGGUGCAGUAUCGGUACAUCGCUCGACCUCCGCAGUAUUUGCAAGUCCAGAAAGUGGUUUGCCAAAAACGAAAGUCCGAAAGUUCUACGCGUCGAAAUAAAUAAACACAAGUCUUGUGGCAAGUCGUCAAUAAAUCAUCAACUUAAUAGCCCCGCCAACACACACACGCACACACUACGGAGAAGAGGAAGCAGCAGGAAGUGAAAUUGGCGGCAGUUUGACCGCAACAACAAUAACAAAUAACAAAUAACAAAUACGCCUGCAACACACAACCGCACGCACACACUCACACUCUCGCACACGCGUUCGUCAUCAGCCGUGGUCCUCCGUUUCUGCCUCCGCCUCCGCCUCCCCCAACGCCGCCCCCUCCCCCACAACCAUUGUGACAUUUGAUUUAUUUGACGUGUGUGUUUUUGAUAGAAGCUCAACACGAAACUGACACACACAUACUGAACCAGAAGAACCAAAAGAAUUUAUUUAGUGAACGAAAAUAAAAUCACAGUUUUUUCGCGCAUGUUCGAAUCGAAGUGAAGUGCGACAACAGAAGGGAGCCAACAAAAUAUACAAAAAAAAAAAAACAAAAAGCAACAAAACAAAAGCCAAAAACCAAAACACAAAUCCAUCGCUAUCAAUGAGCAGACGGAAUUAAUUGCCAAACAGCCAAAAGUAAUCUAACCUUCGGAGAUUUCGGGCCCACAAUAAUCUCUAAAAAUGAUGCUUCACGAGGCUGUCAUGCUGGAAAUCUAUCGCCAGGCGUUGAGUGCAAGCGAGUUGGCCAGUCCGCGCUGCCAGUCCCGGGAGUCCAACACCUCGGCUGGAGCGGUAACAGGAUCCGGCGACGUGCGAUGUCCAUCGAAUGAGUCGCACUGCUCGGCCAACGAUCGCCUGACUCCGGCUGCCACGCCCACGCCCACGGUCACGCCCCUCUCGCCGCACUCGGUGGGUCUGCCGCUGGCGGCGACACUUCCCCCUGCAGCGGCUGCCCUGCUGCCGCCCCAAUCCGCCGCCAUGGCCGCUUACCUGGCCGCCGCCCAGCAGAAUCACUUGCUGCUCACGAAUCCCCUGGCGGCAGCGGCCUCCCUGGUCCAGCAGGUGGUGGAGGAGGGCCAGGGGGAGGGGGAGGGUGAGCCACCCGCCCUGGACUUCAGCAGGAAGCGUCCCACGAGCGACGCGGAGGAGGACGAGGAGGGGGAGGGGGAGGGGGAGGAGGAACCGGAAGAGGAGUGCGAACAGGAUGUCCAGGGCGACACUGGACCUCUGGAUCUCUCUGUCAGCACGAGAAAGCGGCAGGGGCACGACUCGCCGCCAGCCAGGAAGAUACCGCGAAGUAUAUGCGCGGAUUACAAGUCACCACUGCCACCUGGCAGUUGGAUGCCCCCCAUCAAUCCCUACUUGGCGGCCGUGGCAGCCAAAACCGGAGGACUGGGUAGCUCCAAGAUGGCUCCCAGCGAGGCCAGCAAGGCGCUGGAGAAGAUGAGUGAGAUGAGUCGCCGUGAGACGCCGCCGCCCGUGGCAAGGAACUCCUCUGGCGGGCCAGUCUCGCUGGGAUCCGCGGUGUCGGGGGGCGCAGGAGCUGCCACCGGUGGUCGCCACAGUGCCUGGCAAUCGCACUGGCUGAACAAGGGCGCCGAUGCGGCCAAGGACGUGUUUAAGUGCGUGUGGUGCAAGCAGAGCUUCUCCACGCUGGCCAGCCUCACCACACACAUGAAGGAGACGCAGCAUUGCGGCGUCCAGAUACCCUCGCCCUCGUCCGCCGGCGCAGGAGCAGGAGCAGGCACUCCCUCUGCCCCGCCUCCCUCCAGGCUGACCACCUCCGCCUCCGCCUCGAACUCCGCCUGCUCCAGCAGCAGCAGCUCCACGUCCAGCUCGUCGAACUCCUCGAAAUCGGAGUUGAACAUGCUGAUCAAGGAGACCAUGCCGCUGCCCAGGAAACUGGUGCGCGGCCAGGACGUCUGGCUGGGCAAGGGCGCAGAGCAGACGCGCCAGAUACUCAAGUGCAUGUGGUGCGGCCAGAGCUUCCGCUCGCUGGCCGAGAUGACCAGCCACAUGCAGGAGACGCAGCACUACACGAACAUCAUCUCGCAGGAACAGAUCAUAUCCUGGAAGUCGGGCGACGAGCGGGACCGGCCCUCGAACGGCGGUGCCCCGCCCCCCGCCGCCACCUCCACUGCAGCCCCUUCUGCUCCCACUGGGGGCACGGCUCCCUCCGUUAGCGCCGUGCUCACCUGCAAGGUUUGCGAUCAGGCCUUCGGCACCCUCAAGGAGCUGAGCAGCCACAUGGCCCAGCAGUCGCACUACAAGGAGUCGCCGACCGCCUCCGCCUCCGCCUCGCCACCAGCUCCCGGUGGCGGUGGCAAUUCGAAGAGGGGCAGGCAGAACCGCAACGAGAAGCGCAAGAAGUCGCUGCCGGUGAGAAAGCUGCUGGAGCUGGAGCGCUCCGGCUCGGGUUCGGGUUCCAGUUUGGACUCGGCACUGAAGCCGCUGAGGGACUUUGCCGCCGCCACCAAGAUCACCUGCGAGAAGUGCGGCAGCAAGAUAGAGACCGCCCUCUUUGUGGAGCACAUCCGGAAGUGUCUGGGCGAGAGCAUACCGAUCCCGCCCAGGCGGUCCGCCCAGGGCACGGAGCGGCUGCCCAGUCCCGGCGAGAAGCCGCCGUCGGUGCUCAAUGCCCUGGAGCAGCUGAUCGAGAAGAGCUUCGAGUCGCGGGCGGGCAGGGCCAUGACCCCGGGCGGCUACUCCGAGGCCGGCACUCCGCUGGGCGCCAGCAUCCUCAAGCGGCUGGGCAUCGACGACAGCAGCGACUACACGAAGCCGCUGAUGGACGCCCAGGCCAUGCACCUGCUGCGCUCCUCCUACGCCUCCCGGGAUCGCAGCGCCAGUGAGUCGAGCUCGGCCAGCCGGGUGGAGUCCUCCUACACGCCGGACAGACAACAGGUCACGCCACGUCGCACGCCGGACACUCCUGCCCCUGGCCCUGCCCCUGGGCCGCCCCUUCCGCCGCCGCCGCCCACCAUCAAGGCGGAGCCGCCGGAGGCGGAAGCCUCGUCGGGUGGCGAUCGCGAGGGCUGCAGUCCGCGACAGCAGCAGAUCCACGUGAAGAAGGAGUUCAGCAUGGAGGCGAGUCGGCAGAGUCCCCGCUCGGCCAGCGAAUCUCCGGCGCCGCCGACCGCAGGAUCUGCUCCAGAUAGUGGCAGCUUGCUGGCCCUCAACUCCAUGUUCGAUCAGCUGAGUGGCGUGGAGCACAACAACAACAACAACAACAACUCGGGACACUGCUACAACAGCAACACGGGGAGCAACAUCUCCGGCAAGAAGCCCAAGGCUCAUCCCCUGGCUGCGCUGCAGAAGCUGUGCGAGACCACGGAUCCACCUGCCCCGCAACCGCGGAGCGGUACCGCCUCCGGACCCCCGCCCGCGUCCACCGGCCACGGGAGCGACCUGGUGGCCUUCAGCUGGGCCUGCAACGAGGCGGUACUGAGUGCCAGCAGCGGCGGCUCCGGCGGCGACGCGGCCAUCAUCAAGUGCUCCUUCUGUGAUACGCCGUUCGGGUCGAAGGGCGCCUACCGCCACCACCUGUCCAAGGUGCACUUCGUGAAGGACGCCGGCGAGGAGUCGCCGCGGCUCAAGUCGCCGGCCGCCCAGAGCCCCAAGUCCAUGCCCAUGGCCUCGCCCAAGCGGUCGGCCUCCCGGAGUCCGGCGACGGGACCUCAGCAGCCGCCGCCGCCGACCCCGUCGCCCACCAUCAAUCCCUACGACGAGAGUCCGCAGUCCAAGUUCCUCAAGUACACGGAGCUGGCCAAGCAGUUGUCCUCGAAGAACGCCUAAGGAUGCGUCAGGUUCGCUAGUGGAAGGCUAAGGAGUUGGAGCACUCACAAGAUGCCGGAAUGUUGGGUGCUUAUGCAAAUAAUAGUGCCUAUUAGCGAACAGAUUGUAGACAAUGGGAAACGAAGACAGCUACGUAAUAUGAUCUCAUUUCAAAACUAACACAAUGUACCCUUAACUCUUGCUAAAAAGUAAGAUAACAGUUUUGUUCAAAAAUUAAAAAUUAUAAACUUACACUCCCUUAAAAUCUUGCAAAUGCAAAAGAACUGUCUGAAUUACAUUUUAAAAUAUCCGAAAAGAGAUCUGUUCGCUAAAAGAGGUAUACACUUGCAAACAUAAAACUUGAUUUCGAAAACCGAAGAUUUAAAAUCUCGAAAUUCCAAACUCAAAACCGAGAUUCCAAAAGCUCUCUUCUCUGCAUUGAUUUCUGAUCUGUGCUCUUGCAGACGCUCUCUCUCUCUCUCUCUCUCUCUCUAUCUCUCUUUCUGUUUCUCUCUCUCGAGCGCUGCACACCCACACACUCUCACACUCACAGGGAUUUCCCCUACAUUUGCUGAAUUCGCAUUUCCCCAGUCUCACAGCUCUCCUCUUGGGGUUUCCCCUCGUCAGUGACGUCACAGCAAAUGCUGGUCCGCUUUUUAUUGUUUCCCAAUCGGACAGUCGCAGUUGGACGUGCGAGCGAGAGGGGGCUAGCCAGCUGGAAAUUCAAUUACCACCACUUUGACGAACUGCUGUCCAUCAAGGCGCGUCGGACAGAGAUGGCCAUAGUGACGGAAUGACGAAAGGCGACGACACGAGUUCGUCAAACUACGUUCGGAUGGGGGCGAGAGGGACAGCAACAGCCCCGGUGGGUGGGGAGAGAGCGAGAGAGUGGGUGAGUGGCUCGAUUGAGUGGCAAGUGUGAUUUUGAGUGCAAAUCGGAUUAGAGUGCACUCAGAGCAAACGAGUCAAACGUUAUUUAUUUAAAAUGCCGCAGUUCCUGGCCAAAAAAAAAAGAUUAAAAGCGUGCCAAAAAAAUUCCAAUUACUUAAUUCUAAUAAGCUAAACUAAAACAAUUAAAUCAGUACACCUAAGCAGUUACAAACAAACGCAACGCAGUAUACGUAAAAUCUUAACACUUAAAAAGUUAACCUCAUUUUAUGGUUGAAGGAAACUUUUAAUGAUGCAUAUAUAUGUAGCCUCAUACCAAAUAAUGCAUUGAAUUAAUGUAAAUAUCUAGCCAAUAGCACUUUCCUUCCAUAUGUCUAAAGAUUAUCAAUAUUUACAUACAUAAAGGUAUAGAAAGUCGAAAUCAAAAUGUAGCCACAGCAACGCAUGUAUACGGAAACAAUUUUAAAAAUUAUAUAUACACCACGAACUAUAUGUACACGAACUAUAUGUAUACCAUAUACCAACCACUCCAAUCUCAACAAUAACUAAGAACCUUGAAUAUCUAACCUAAGAGUUAAGCCUAAGAGGAGGAGGACUUUGCAGAAUGUAAAACAUUUCAUUAUUAUCAACAACAAUCAUUAUGGACGUCAUCUCUCGUCGGCAAUAAUUUAAAUUUAUAUCUAUGAUAUAUGGCAACUAUGUAUACGACUUGUAUUUGGGUUUUUGUGAUAUUAUUUUUAAAACGAAUCCGUUCGCUUCCUUUUCGCUACGCCCCCACCCCCACCCACAACCACACCCACAUCCUAUAUCCUGCAACACCUCCCAAACGCCCCUAGAUCGUAAGUUAAGUUAUAUUACCGCAAUAAAGGCGCAGCAUUCAAAAUACAAAUUACUUGAUUUUCUCUCUACGAACAAGCAAAACAAAAUCGAAUCUGGACUUGAUCUAAUUGAAAUC
Molecule: messenger RNA, 5712 nt
Organism: Drosophila elegans
Lineage: Eukaryota; Metazoa; Arthropoda; Insecta; Diptera; Drosophilidae
Gene: tio
Product: protein tiptop
Biological process (GO): regulation of transcription by RNA polymerase II
Cellular component (GO): nucleus
Molecular function (GO): DNA-binding transcription factor activity, RNA polymerase II-specific; DNA binding
Source: RefSeq, a predicted model, not a curated record